Messenger RNA from Cimex lectularius (bed bug), 3584 nucleotides. RefSeq names its product alkyldihydroxyacetonephosphate synthase (gene Agps). The transcript has 17 exons. Lineage: Eukaryota; Metazoa; Arthropoda; Insecta; Hemiptera; Cimicidae. The record is from RefSeq and is a predicted model, not a curated record. The coding region runs from base 337 to 2214 and encodes 625 amino acids. Gene Ontology annotation, biological process: lipid biosynthetic process. Gene Ontology annotation, molecular function: FAD binding; alkylglycerone-phosphate synthase activity.
CUCAGCCCCCAAUAACGAAGUGAGCGAGCGGGCGAGUGCGCUAUCGUUUGACAGUUCUAACUUCUAAUCUUGGUGAAGAACCCUGACGGCUGACAAGUGACAACCCUGUUAAUCCGUUUUUACUGCCGGCGGUGUCUGCGUCUAUUGGAGAAGAAAGGCCGUCUUAUCUGCCGCAGUGUCGAAUGUAAUUAACGCCUUCCAUUCGAGUACCACUUGCCCUAGCCUUUAUUGAAUAUAAAAUAAAAACGGCGCGCUAUCGGACCGAGGGGAAAAAACCGGUUUUUGAAACUUUGUUUUAUUUCUGUCCUAAACGCGCCGGGUUCAAAAAUUUUCGAUAUGACCAAAAACGGCACCCCCGCCGACUCUGCAGAUGGUCCGAAAAUGUCCAAAUGCUUUAAACAAAGCCUUAUGGACUACUCCAAGUUCAAGAGCCAAAACCAAAUAGAAAGGAUUAACACCAUAGUCUCAAAAAAAAGGUGUGAUGUCAUUAAAUGGAAUGGAUGGGGUUAUAAUGAUUCUAAAUUCGUAGUGGAUAAUGGCGUUAUUAUAUUUACAGGCAAAAGAUACCCUAUUGGUGAGGUAGAACUGCCUUAUUUUACAGAAUGGGUUCAAAAAGUAUUUGACAUUGAUCUUAACCAAAGAAACAUACCAGCUUCAAUUCCUCCACCAGAAGCGUACCCUGAUUCAAAAAUCCCAGAUGAAUUCACAAAUCUGUUGGGCUCAAAGGGAAUAUCUUGGUCAAAAGAUGGUUUCGAUAGAUUGGUUAGGUGUCAUGGCCAAACAUUACAUGAUAUUUACAGUCUUCGUCAAGGCCUUAAGGAAGGGAUCAUUCCUAAAAUCCCAGAUGUUGUAGUUUGGCCAGAGACACAUGAAGAUGUUAUUGAAAUUGUAAAUUUGGCUGAAAAGUUUGGUGUUGUUAUAAUCCCUUAUGGUGGUGGUACUAGUGUGUCUGGUGCUUCUACAUGUCCAGAAUUUGAAGACAGAUCUAUAUGUGCUCUAGAUACAUUGCUCAUGAAUGGUAUAAAAUGGUUAGAUCCACAAAACCUUCUAAUCUGCUGUCAAUCCGGUAUAAUGGGACAAGAUUUAGAAUCUUAUCUGAAGACCCGAGGAUACACAACAGGACAUGAACCUGAUUCAUAUGAAUUUUCCACUAUAGGAGGAUGGGUUGCGACUAGAGCAUCUGGUAUGAAAAAAAACAUCUAUGGAAAUAUAGAAGAUAUUGUUGUAAGCGUUAAAAUGGUCACUCCAAGAGGAGUCCUUCAAAGGGUCGGGAUAAAUCCCAGACAGUCUACAGGCCCUGACUUCAAUCAUAUUAUUUUAGGAUCUGAAGGCACUCUUGGGGUGAUCACUGAUGUGGUUUUAAAAAUAAGGCCUCUUGCAAAAUAUAAGAAGUAUGGAUCCGUUGUUUUUCCACAUUUUGAAGCUGGGGUUGCUUGCAUGAGGGAAGUCGCCAGACAGAAAUGUCAACCGGCAUCGAUCCGCUUAAUGGACAAUGAACAAUUCCAGUUCGGACAAGCACUGAGACCGCGGACGUCUGGUCUCAUGUCCUAUUUUAGUGAAUCUGUUAAAAAAGCCUAUUUGACAAAAAUCAAAGGUUUUGAACUAAAUCAAAUAUGUGUGACUACUCUUCUUUUUGAAGGUGACAAGAAAAAUGUUGAACUGCAGGAAGCGAAAAUUUACGAGAUUGCAAAAGAAUGUGGCGGCAUUCCUGCUGGCGAAAAAAAUGGAGAAAGAGGUUACACUCUCACAUUUGUGAUUGCGUACAUUAGAGACUUAGCUCUUGAAUAUUACAUAGUAGCUGAAUCUUUUGAAACUUCAGUGCCUUGGGAUCAGACUAUAAAUCUAUGUAAAAAUGUAAAAUAUGUUGUUGACCAAAAAUGCCAAGAAUUUGGAAUUAAAAACUUUUUAAUUUCUCACCGUGUCACACAAACUUAUGAUUGUGGAUGCUGUGUAUAUUUUUAUUUUGGCUUUAACUGGAGAGGAAUGAGCGAACCAGUGACAGUUUAUGAACAAAUAGAAGAAGCAGCAAGGGAUGAAAUACUAGCUUGUGGGGGAUCAUUGUCCCACCAUCAUGGAGUCGGAAAAUUGAGAUCUAGGUGGUACAAGGGUCAAGUGUCAGAUGUUGGAGAAAUGAUGUACAAACAAGCUAAACUAUGUCUGGAUCCGAACAAUACCUUUGCGACUGGAAACCUAUUGGUGAAUGCAAAAUUGUAGCCUCAUCUUCAUUUGUGGAAAACAUUCCAGAAGUGCUCAAAAUGUUUAUUUACAAAUGAUUUAUGAUCAUUUUAAUGUGGCAAUAGAAAAAAAAACUUUACCAAUGCGUUUGCAGUUAUUUAUAAUAUAAUAUGCUAGUCAUUUGUACUUGUUUAUUUAAUUGUAUUUAAUGUGUGUUCCCUUAAUUUACAGUUAUUUUGAAUAAACUUGUAAAUUAUUCAGUUGUUUGUUAACAUUUAGUUUUAGUUAUAACUUUUUGAGUGUAUUUAUUUGAUUUUAAUUUGUGUAUGUCAAAGUUUGUGUAGUUAAGUUUGAAGGAUUUACAGUCACAGAAAGAUAUUUCAUUUGAAUAUGUUGAAUAUUUUACAGUUUUUAUUUACAAAACAGAUUUGAAAAAUAAACCUCAAGGUUCAAAGUACAUUAUGUAUAUCAUUCUAGUAUGUCUUAAAUCCCUUCUCUUAAAUUUGCUAAUCUAUACCAGCAAUGCUUCUUUAGGAUAUGUCAGUUAAUUCUUCUCUUGAGUUGGUUAAGCUUUUCACUGGCUGAGUUGUAAUUUCAAAAUUGUCUGUUUUGCAUUUUAUUGCCAUUCUAAAAAUGACAAGUCAGAAAAAUUGUCCAAUCAUUUAUGACACGAGGUCAGAAAAAACAUUUACACUUAAACCAAAGUUUGUAAUAGGAAAAUGUCUUGAUUCAGAUCUCUACAUACAAUGCCAAUACAUUUCCAAGAAACAGUGCAUUUUUGAAAAAUCAUCUAACGAAUGGACAAUCACAGAUUUAAGUGUAUUGAUUACAACCAUGGUAAAUGAUAAAAUAAUAUAUGAACCAACUAUAUUAAAAAAUGGCGACAUUAUAUCAUUCACUUGUUAUGAUGAGAGUGAAUAUUAUUUUUUUAAUAGUCUACAUGACUAUCUUAUUUUUGGAAAAUUGAUAACACCAAGCAAAAUAGUUAAUCCUCGCUUGCAAAGUUACAGCCAGCAGUUUGACAGGCUUAAACAAGCCCAUCAGGAGAUAAUGCAUGAACUGGAUAGGUUAGACUCGAUGAUAGAUAUUGGAAAAAUAAGUAAAGGACAAUAAAUUGUAACAAUAGUUCAUAAUUUUCUCAUGUUGCAAAUAUUAAAUUCUUCCAUUGAAAAAAAAAAUUGGAAUCUGUAGCUUUCCCUUUUUUAUAAUGAUAUUAACUCAAAAAAAAGUUUAAACAUUUUCAACACAAAGCUUGUAAUUUUAACAUCAUACUGGUUUAACAAUACUUUUAUGUUUUAUUCUGUGUUGUACAAUCAAAACUUACCAGACAAUAAUUUUAAACUCAUAUUUAUUUUUGCUAUGUUGUAUUUUAAUUGUUAAUUAAUAAAGUUGCAUCAUAUAUUAUGUUA